Sitophilus oryzae (rice weevil) is the source of this 744-nucleotide messenger RNA. RefSeq lists its product as uncharacterized. The record is from RefSeq and is a predicted model, not a curated record. The transcript has a single exon. Bases 1 to 744 code for a protein of 247 amino acids. Lineage: Eukaryota; Metazoa; Arthropoda; Insecta; Coleoptera; Curculionidae.
AUGUCGGCAAAAAUAGAUGUUUUAAUAGGGGCUGACUUAUUUUUUAACUUACUCUGUGUAGGGCAAAUUAGGUUAGGUAUGGGGAAACCGCUGUUACAAAAAAGCGUUUUCGGUUGGAUCAUAUCAGGACGUUUAGUUCAUGAUAAAUCAAGCACAGCUGCUCAGUCGUUUCAUUUGUUAGCCUCUCAAGAUGUACAAGAACAAUUGGAGAAAUUUUGGCAUAUCGAGGAAGUAGCCACAGCAUCGCAUUAUUCAAAAGAGGAAUCAGAUUGCGAGCAACACUUUGUAGAAAGAGUCACUCGGGACUGUUCUGGUAGAUUUUGUGUAACUUUGCCGCUGAAAGAUAAUAGCAGCAAGUUAGUUAAUUCUUUAGAAAAUGCUAAAAGUAGAUUUUACUCUUUAGAGAAGAAGUUUGCGAAAAAUGCAGUCCUCAAAGAAGAAUAUUCAGCAUUUAUUCAAGAAUAUAUCGAUUUGGGACACAUGAGUAAAAUUGAGAUUCAGAAUGAUUCUCUAAAUAAUAUAUGCUAUUUACCACAUCACGGUGUCAUAAAUGAAGGUAGUACUACUACAAAGCUACGUGUGGUGUUUGAUGCUAGUUCAAAAACCUCUAGCAAUUUUUCAUUAAAUGAUGUAUUGAUGGUUGGGCCAUGUAUUCAAGAUGAUCUGUUUGAUAUCUUGAUUAGAUUUCGACAACAUAGUGUAGUAUUGACAGCAGAUAUUACAAAAAAAUGUACCGACAGGUGA